AUGAAUAAUCUAACAGUCAACAAUAGUCUCUUUGCGGUUAGUUCUCGUUUUUAAAAUUAUAGUUAUUUGUUGAGACAAUUUCAGAAACCUGCAAUCGGUCGAAGUGAAUAUGGGAGAGUAAAAGUGGCGUUGGCUCCUGGGAAAGGAUUUAUGGAUUGGUUGAGAUUGACACAGAAUAAGGUUGGUGAUUUUUUACCGUUUUUUAAUUCUGAAAAACAGUGAUUCUUCUGUUUAAACUGAUUUUCGAAAUGAAAUUUUCACGAGUUCGCUUCGAGACCACAUGUACCUUUGAAUUCUCCUAUAUAUCUACACUUUAUCGAUUAUUCCAUUAACAACCGAAACUCCAAUUAGGCUGAAAGAAACCAAAUAGCUCAAUUACAUUUUUUUCUCUCUCUGCGUCUCUAUUCUUGGAGCUCCCCCAUUUCAAUUUUUUCUCCUUCCUUCUUUUUUUCACUAUUUUUGAAUGUGUUCUUAUUUUAAUCGAAUUUUUAAGAAGGUAACUAUACAAUUAUUCAAAAAAUUUCAUUAAAAAAAUAAAAAAUGAAAUAAAAAUAUUUUCAGGCUCUGGCAAAACGAGUUGCAAGUGUUGACCAUGUUGAAUUAUCAAAACACGAUAAAAAAGAGGAUUGUUGGGUUCAUCUUUUCGGAAUUGUUUACGAUGUGACGCAAUAUCUCGAUUUCCAUCCCGGCGGAAUUCCGGAGCUUCUACGAGCCGCUGGCAGAGAUGCAACUCCACUUUUUAAUCAAUAUCACGCUUGGGUUAAUUAUGAAAGUAUGCUAAAAGCUUGUAUUGUUGGACCUUUUAAUGGAGAUUUGAGUAAAUGUAAGAAACUCCUUGAGCAUCAGAAAACUUAUAUUUGUAUUUUCAGUGAAACCAUGUUUGCCACCAACAACAUCAGAUGACAAGAAAGUUCCGGCUUCAACUUCACUUUUUGCAAGUUCUUCUGAAAAUUUCUAUGGUUCUCGAAUUGUUCCGAUUGAUCACGGUGUGUAUUUGGAACAUGAUGAUUGGACUGAUUUGACUGAACAAAAUGUGAUUGUUUCGAUUGAGGAAACCAAUGUGAAAGUAAGUAUUCUGAAGCACAUUAAAAAAUUGAAGUAAGAUAUUUUUUUCAGAAAGCAAUCACAUCGACAGGUGAAGAAAUUGCUGAAAAUGCCUGCAAAUUUCGCGUUUUUGUUCAUCAUUUUUGGAAACCAGCUAUGGAAUUUGAAUUUGGUAGGGAAAAUUGUUCUGGUCCGAUUGAAAUCUUAAAAUUUUUCAGAUCCCUCAACAUUGAUAUCGGUUUCUACAAAUUUCAAAGUGUCCAUUUCACCCUCUCGAGUUUCUAUAAAUUUCCCAGAAACCACGCAAAAUUUUGGUGAUCUUCAUUUCAAAGUUCAACGAAGACCUGGUGUAUCUUAUCAUAAGUUCCAAAUUUCCAAUAUUUUCCGGAUCAAUUAUAACACUUUGGUUUAUCGCUUGGAAAUCCCUUCAAAUAUUUUCUAUCGAAUUCCAGUUGGACAUCAUGUUUCGAUGAAAAUUCGGAAAGGACGUGAGUUUAAAACUAAUUUUUUUACCCUCAAAAUCAAGUUUCAGAAGCUACAUUAUAUCGACCUUACACUCCAAUAAUGUCAAAUUCAAAUGACAAAAAUCAAAUGGAUUUGAUGAUUAAAAUCUAUGAAGAUGGAAUUUGUACACCCUCAAUUGAAAAGAAUUUGAAAAUCGGAGAUUUUGUUGAAAUAAGUGAUCCGAUUGGUGAUAAAAAGUUUGAGGAAUGGAUCAAGAAUUCAGAAGAACUUGUAUUAUUGGCUGCUGGAAGUGGAAUUACUCCAAUGAUUGAUAUUUUGACUAUGAGAUUAGAUUUUGGGAAAAAUAAUGGGAACAAGACGAGUUUAUUGAUUUUUAACAAAACGGAAAAUGAUGUUGCAACGGAUGAAAAAACUAUUGAAAAUGGUUGGAAAUUGGCAGAAUUGGCAAGAGAUCAAAAUAUGGUUAGUGCUUCCAAUUUUUGAACAUAAAUUACAAUAUAAAAAUUUCCAGAUGAAAAAUAUCAUCGGUCAACGAAUAUCUACUGAAAUUCUCAAAGAAUAUAUAGAUAAAAAAGAUGUUUCAAGAAAAGCGUUUAUUUGUGGACCUGAUGGAUUUAUCAUAACUGCUAAAGAGUGAGUCAAUAUGAUAUUUAAAAAUAAAUAGGGUUUUUUUUUUCAGAUCAUUAGAGGAAUUAGGAUUAUCGAGUGAUGAUGUGCAUAUUUUCCAAAGGUAG
This is a messenger RNA of Caenorhabditis angaria, 2243 nucleotides long. The record is from the annotation of a GenBank genome assembly. NCBI's taxonomy places the organism in Eukaryota, Metazoa, Nematoda, Chromadorea, Rhabditida, Rhabditidae.